Cynara cardunculus var. scolymus (artichoke) is the source of this 1318-nucleotide messenger RNA. Its product is annotated as rho GDP-dissociation inhibitor 1-like. Gene Ontology annotation, molecular function: Rho GDP-dissociation inhibitor activity; protein binding. Lineage: Eukaryota; Viridiplantae; Streptophyta; Magnoliopsida; Asterales; Asteraceae. Gene Ontology annotation, biological process: Rho protein signal transduction. The record is from RefSeq and is a predicted model, not a curated record. The coding region runs from base 390 to 1070 and encodes 226 amino acids. The transcript is spliced from 5 exons. Gene Ontology annotation, cellular component: cytoplasm; membrane; cytosol.
UCCCACUCCCCAAUUACACCCCUCUUUUCUCUCCUCCAUUCUCAUCCACUUGAAAACCUGUUUUUGCCCUCUAAAAUUUCAACACAAAGACAUCAAAUUACGAACCCCCCAUUUCCAAUCAAACUUAUUGCUUCUUCUUUCACCUUUCACGUUUCUUGGAUCUUUCUUCAAGUCUCAGACAAACCCCACUUUCAAGAUUCCCCUUUUCUUCCAAACAAAACAUCCCUUUUCCAUUUUCUUGGGUUUUCUUGGCCUCAAUCUUGUGAAUCACCAAGUGGGUGUUCUUAAAGAUUUGACCUUUUGUGGGAAAAAAGUCAAAUCUUUGAUGUGGGUAAGGUUGAUUUAGUGUGUGUGUGUUUGAUGUUGGAGCUGAUUGUGGUUCCACAGAAAUGGGGAAAGAAGGAGAGAAAGAUGAGCAUGAAGAGAGUGGGGAUGAGAGGGAAAGUGAUGGUAAUUUGAAGAGGGUUGAGAGUGAGUCUUCUUUGUAUGAAACAGAGGAUGAAGGGGAAGAUGCAGAGGGUAAUAAAAUCCAGUUGGGUCCUCAGUGCACCCUCAAAGAACAGUUUGAGAAAGACAAGGAUGAUGAGAGCUUGAGAAAGUGGAAGGAACAGCUUCUUGGAAAUGUUGAUAUCAAUGAUGUUGGAGAAGCACUGGAACCAGAUGUGAAGAUACUUAGCCUUUCAAUCUUGUCUCCAGGGCGAUCUGACAUUAAACUUGCGAUCCCUGAAGAAGGUGGCAAAAUUGAAGGCCGUUGGUUUACUCUGAAAGAAGGCUGUCGUUACAGCCUCAGGUUCGAGUUUAAAGUCAGCCAUAACAUCGUUGCAGGCCUCAAGUACACCAACAACGUCUGGAAAACUGGUGUCAAAGUGGAUAGUGCAAAAGAGAUGCUUGGAACCUUUAGUCCUCAAUCCGAGCCAUACGCCUAUGAGAUGCCGGAGGAGACUACCCCGUCUGGCUAUUUUGCACGAGGCUCAUACUCUGCUAAAACCAAGUUUGUUGAUGAUGACAACAAGUGCUAUUUGGAGAUCAGCUAUACAUUCGACAUCCGAAAGGAUUGGGCGAACGACUGAAUAGAGAAAAGACGAUCGUUUUUUCAUAGUCUGAUGUUAGAAAAGCUCGAAAGAAUGUUUGGGUUUAUAGUGUGAUAUUUAGGCGAAUUCAAUUGUAGCGUUGAUGACAUAAGCCGUUGAGCGAAAGACUCGGGUUUUUUUUUUCCUUCGUGUUUUUUGUGGUCGGAUUAAUCCUCAAUAAAGAGGGGGAUUAAGGUUAGAUGUUCCUAAUUCCCUCUGUUUUUUCAAGAUUUAUUUGAAAUUUCAUU